AUGAUCUUCAAACCAAUCCUUGAAGAUAAGAUCCACACAAUAAUGGAGAUAUUCAAGAAGGCUGAAACCGUGCGUUUACGUAGCUACCACGACAAGUACCUUCUAGCAGAUGACGACGAAGAUUCCGUGAACCAAGACAGAGACGGACGUUGCAUGAACGCAAGAUGGACGGUGGAGAUUCUAGAAGAAGCAAACGUGAUCCGUCUCAAAAGCUGUUUUGGCAAAUACCUAACCGCUUCAAACAUGCCAUUGUACCUUGGCAUGACAGGUAAAAAGGUAACGCAGACGCUUCCACGGCGUCUAGACUCAUCAACUGAAUGGGAACCCGUUAGAGAAGGUGUUCAAGUUAGGCUCAAGACAAGGUAUGGGCAGUAUCUUAGAGCUAAUGGGGGUUUACCACCAUGGAGAAACUCAGUCACACAUGAUGUUCCUCAUAGGACAAGCACACAGGAUUGGGUCUUAUGGGAUAUUGAUAUUUUGGAAAUAAGAAAGAAGAAAUCAUCAUCACCACCACCAGUGGAUGUACCAGAGCCACAACCUUUUAAGAUUCUGCCGCCUCCGCCGCCACCACCAGAGCUUCUGAUGGAAACAAAAGAUGAUCAUGAUGAGGCCAAUUCACCCAAAGGGUUCUCCCUCAAGUCCCCAAGAUCUUCUCACACGGAGGUUGAUGAUAGAGUCACCUCACCAGGAAAGGCAGAUGGGAGACUAAUCUAUUACAGGGUUGGGGAUGAAGAUGGGAACGUGGAUGAAAGUGGAAAGGAAGAGCUCUUCUGUUUCAAGGGAAUGGGACUAGAGGAGCUGAAACAGAAGCUUGAAGAAGAGACAGGUCUGAGUGAUGUAUCAAUCUGUUCCAAGAACCCUUUGAACGGAAAAUUGUAUCCUCUUAGGUUGCAUCUCCCUCCCAACAACUCAAAGAUGCAUGUCGUCUUGGUCCCUUCCUCUUCAAAAGGGGAUGAUGCAAGCACUUCUUGA
Molecule: messenger RNA, 972 nt
Organism: Eruca vesicaria subsp. sativa (arugula)
Lineage: Eukaryota; Viridiplantae; Streptophyta; Magnoliopsida; Brassicales; Brassicaceae
Source: the annotation of a GenBank genome assembly